AUGCGACGCUCCAUCUCUCUCAUACCCCAACGGGUGUCUCCGAUUAUAAGAUUUUCGUUUCCGCAGAGAUGCGUCCCAUUUACAACAAUCCAAAAACUGAUUUUACCCGAAGACAAUUACGAAUCCACGACUUCCCAACACUACGCCGCUUCGAGCCCGUGCUUUCUCCUUUUAAGCAAGUGCACGAACAUCGAUUCUCUGAGGAAAGCUCACGGGCUAUUAACCGGAAAUGGACUUAUGGAUGAUCUCUCGUGCGCCACGAAGCUCGUGAGUCUGUACGGUUCCAUUGGGUAUACUAAAGAUGCCCGCUUGGUGUUCGAUCAAAUUCCCAAGCCAGAUUUUUAUUCAUGUAAAGUCAUGCUCGGAUGUUACGUCUUGAACAAAGAGAGUCUCGAAGUCAUAAACUUUUACGGGUUUGAGUGGAAACACGGUUAUAAUGAUAUCGUUUUCUCGAAAGCUUUGAAAGCGUGUACCGAGCUGCAGGAUUUGGAGAAUGGGGAGAAGAUACAUUGCCAGAUUUUUAAAGUGGCAAGUCCAGAUAAUAUUGUGUUGACAGGUCUUCUUGAUAUGUACGCUAAGUGUGGAGAUGUCAAGAGUGCUCAUAGAGUGUUUGAAGAGCUUACGUUGAGAAAUGUGGUUUCUUGGACUUCGAUGAUUGCUGGGUAUGUGAAAAACGACUUGCAGCGAGAAGGGUUGUGUUUGUUUAAUCGGAUGAGGGAAGAAUCUGUUUCGGGGAAUGAAGUUACGUACGGUGUUCUAGUGACGGCUUGCACAAAGCUCGGUGCUUUACAUCAAGGGAAGUGGUUCCAUGGUUGUUUGAUCAAGAGCGGCAUUGAGCUAAGCUCAUGCUUGGUGACAUCUUUGCUAGACAUGUACGUCAAGUGUGGUGAUAUAAACAAUGCACGGCGAGUGUUCAGUGAGCAUUCUCAUGUGGAUCUCGUCAUGUGGACAGCUAUGAUUGUGGGGUUGACGCAUAACGGAAGAGCCAACGAGGCUCUGAGCUUGUUUCAGAGAAUGAAAGGAGUUGGAAUCAAGGCUAAUUGUGUUACCAUUGCUAGUGUCUUACCUGGUUGCGGUCUGGUUGGGAAUCUUGAACUGGGAAGAUCAAUUCAUGGCCUAUCAAUCAAAGUCGGUCUUUGGGACACAAAUGUUGCAAAUGCUCUGGUUCACAUGUAUGCCAAGUGUUGCCAGAAUAGAGAUGCUAGGUAUGUGUUUGAAAUGGAGUCGGAGAAAGACCUCGUUGCUUGGAAUUCUAUAAUUUCAGGGUUUUCACAGAACGGCUCUGUACAUGAAGCUUUGUUCCUGUUCCAUCUCAUGAAUUCAGAAUCAUCCGUGACGCCUAAUGGUGUAACAGUUGCGAGUCUCUUCUCAGCCUGCGCUUCUCUCGGGUCUCUUGCCAUAGGUUCCUCGCUUCAUGCUUAUUCACUGAAACUUGGUUUCUUGGCAUCGUCAAGUGUUCAUGUUGGUACUGCACUCCUGGACUUCUAUGCCAAAUGUGGGGAUGCCGAAUCUGCUCGUGCUGUUUUCGAUACCAUAGAGGAGAAAAACACAAUCACAUGGAGCGCUAUGAUCGGAGGCUAUGGAAAGCAAGGGGAUACAAAAGGGUCCGUUGAGCUAUUUGAAGAGAUGCUCAAAAGGGAACAAAAACCGACCGAAUCAACCUUCACAUCCAUUUUAUCAGCUUGUAGUCACACAGGGAUGGUUGAUGAAGGGAAGAAGUACUUCAGCUCAAUGUACAAAGAUUACAACUUCACGCCUUCGACUAAACACUACACGUGUAUGAUUGAUAUGCUAGCUCGAGCAGGUGAGCUUGAGCAAGCCUUGGACGUCAUCGAGAAGAUGCCGAUUCAACCAGACGUGAGAUGUUUCGCAGCGUUUCUCCACGGAUGUGGAAUGCAUUCAAGAUUUGAUCUUGGGGAGGUUGUGAUCAAGAAGAUGCUGGAUUUGCAUCCUGAUGACGCCUCUUAUUAUGUCCUUGUGUGUAAUUUGUAUGCGUCGGAUGGAAGAUGGAGUCAGGCUAAAGAAGUCAGAAAUCUGAUGAAGCAAAGAGGUCUUAGCAAGAUCGCAGGACACAGCAUGAUGGAAUCAGAGUUCUCAGCUAUUGGUUAG
Molecule: messenger RNA, 2109 nt
Organism: Microthlaspi erraticum
Lineage: Eukaryota; Viridiplantae; Streptophyta; Magnoliopsida; Brassicales; Brassicaceae
Source: the annotation of a GenBank genome assembly